GCGCUGAUCGGUGAUUAUGGUAGGGAACAGACCGACUAUAGAUAUGUACUUUAUAUGACCCCACUUCAAAAAACACGAACUAUCCCUGUGUCUUUUGCUUUAAAAUGACCUGAAACAAUGCUAACUCACUGAUUCUGUAUAUGAGUAAGAUUCAGUAUGGCUUGUGUGUUUUUGUGUUUGCAUGAUCAUGGUGUAUGAGGCCAGUGUUUGGCAUACGAGGACAACAGUGAGCAUAAUACCUUUUUAGGCCACAGCUAAAAUGAGUUCUGAUAAUGCUGUAUAUUUGUAAGGACUGACUUGACAUGGUAUUUUGCAGUGCGGCAAGGCAGACAAGACCCCAUUUCUGAUGCGCAACACCACGUAAGACUAAACAGGGACAAAGCGUUGUGUGUCUGGAGAUACAUAGACCCCAUCAAAGAUGGUUGGACCACAGCAGCAAGCCAAGAGGCCAGGCAGUUGCAAUGAUGCUUUUGAAGAACAGAGAGGAAAGAAGAGAAGAAAGCAAGAUAAUUCAGGAGGAAUGAGGAAGAGAGAUAGGGAUUGCAAGACACAUCGUGUUAUGAAAGAGAACUUGGGCUCAUUUGAAAAAUGCUCACUUUGCCGUGGGCCAUUUUCUUCAUUGAAGUGGUGGGGGCUAAGAUGUGAAGUUUGUACCACUGUAUGGCAUACAUACUGCUUUCACUCCAAAGACAAAAGAUUUCGCCUAUGGCUCCAACUACAGUCGAGAAACCUGUUCCCCACACACCAGUCCUCUCUCCAGCUACAAGCCACACACCAGUCGUGUCUCCGUCUACAGGCCACACACCAGUCGUGUCUCUGUCUACAGGCCACACACCAGUCGUGUCUCCGUCUACAGGCCACACACCAUUCCUCUCCUCCACAGUGCUCCCUGAAGAGCCUAUGGCUCCAACUACAGUCGAGAAACCUGUUCCCCACACACCAGUCCUCUCUCCAGCUACAAGUCACACACCAGUCGUGUCUCCGUCUACAGGCCACACACCAUUCCUCUCCUCCACAGUGCUUCCUGAAGAGCCUAUGGCUCCAACUACAGUUGAGAAACCUGUUCUCCACACACCAGUCCUCUCUCCAGCUACAAGUCACACACCAGUCGUGUCUCCGUCUACAGGCCACACACCAUUCCUCUCCUCCACAGUGCUUCCUGAAGAGGUUUGUCAGUACUUUUGUCGGUGAAGCUUUACACACAGGAAAUGCUUUCACAUGA
Epinephelus moara (kelp grouper) is the source of this 1222-nucleotide messenger RNA. RefSeq lists its product as uncharacterized. Bases 419 to 1222 code for a protein of 267 amino acids. The record is from RefSeq and is a predicted model, not a curated record. Lineage: Eukaryota; Metazoa; Chordata; Actinopteri; Perciformes; Serranidae. The transcript has 9 exons.